AAAAUCAAAACUCCGCCGUUGCCGGCCCCAAAUCCGGAUGAAAAUAGAGGAGCGUUGGAGACCGUCGCAAGUCUCCGUAAAAUUCAGCCACCUGUCACUCGUGGUAUUGACGCCAUCAAAAAUUAUACCGGCUCGAUCGUCGCCCGGGAUACCAAGGGCCCAGCAGGCUGUUGGGGGACUGAGGCAGACAGCGAAAAGUCGGCGAUCAGAAUCUGCUCAUUGCCCUCUGCCAGGUGGGGGCAUGGCAGCACAACGACGGUUGACGAAGACCGACGCAACGACGACGAAGAUACCAGUCAAAAACGGAGUCGCCACCCGUUCUGAGGAGGCGGACAGCGCGAUGCCAUUACAGCACGUCAGAAAAGGCUCCACGGAAACGACACCACCAGUGGGACCUUAAA
Molecule: messenger RNA, 401 nt
Organism: Soboliphyme baturini
Lineage: Eukaryota; Metazoa; Nematoda; Enoplea; Dioctophymatida; Soboliphymatidae
Source: the annotation of a GenBank genome assembly